UUUAUAUUCAUCUGUAACCCAUGAUGUUAUAUUACAUGCUUACUUUCGCACACAAACAAAACAUAGCAGAACAUCAACCACUUGAAAAAGGCAAUUGAAAAAAUGAUAAUAUAUAAAAGCAGUGCAGAAUUUUUUUAUCACAGUUGUGUUAUGGAAUUCCCAGGUAGACCACAAUGUCACAAAGUUUUUUUUAUAUAAGGUAUCAAUCGGAUGUACUUUUAUUGAAGUGGUUAAGCUCGUGAAUAAAAAUAUGACGUAUGCAAACAGGCGAUGCAAUUAACAGGCACUGUGGCACGUACGUAUCAAUGUGGAAGCGCGUAUCUAUGUGGGUAGAUGCUGAUGUUGCAACAGUUGCACCAUACAAAAAAGAAAAUAAGAAGAAUCAUGUAAUAAUCAGUUUUGGUAGUUAAGUUGUAUGCGGCAAGUAUUAGUAGAUUUAGGUUACUGUAUGUUUAUGGGCGGAUUGAAGUGGUAAAGUAUGAACAAGAAUGUGAUUUUACAUAAAAAGUACAGAACGGAAAACACAGUUACAGAAUUGCAAUUUUAACAUAUUUUAUUUUUUACCUGUAGCGCUGUCACUGUUUAUUCCUAACUAACUAUUUAUAAGCAACUGUUGAAAAAUAAAAAGAACAUUGACAUUUAGACCUGUUUAAAGACAAGAUGAUAGGGCCACGUGUGCUCCCUACUGUGAAACAAAGACAAGAGGAGAAUCUACUAGUGAUUUCUAUUGAAGAACGACUUGGCAAGUUGGAAAAUGAAAUUACGGAUCUAAAAGCUAGGGAAUUGAACAAAGAUGAAGAAAUAAACAAAUUAAAGAAGGAAAAUGAACAGCUAAAGGAACAUUUAGAAGUAAUUAAACAACAGGUGCAAAAAAAAAUUAAGGAUCUAACAGCUGACAAAGAUGAAGAAAUAAAACAAUUGAAGAAGGAAAAUGAACAGCUAAAGAAAGAAAGAGACUUGUAUUUGGAAAUGAAGGCAAUGCCUGAAGAUACUAAAAAAACAGUAAAACGACUUGUUAAGGUGACAAAAUUAGAAUGCGAAGCUGGUGAAAAUGGCAAUCAUUUCAUGAUGGAAAAAGAUUGGCUGAUGGAAAAACUGAAGCAAGAACAGAAAAGACAGCAAGGCCAGGCAACAUCAUUUUGGAAAAAGUUUUGGGCAUUUCUUAUUGAAAUUGGCGGUGUUGUUGCAUCAGUUUCAGUUGCAGUUUUGAAUAACUUGAAGAGGCUUUAAACCAAUUAAAUACAAUAAACCUAUAUAAGUGCAUAAUUUAAGAUAACCUUAUAAAAGCCACAUGCUAGAAAAAAAAUCUAAAUUAAUGAUAACUUGGUAAUAGUAUUAAAAAAUAGGUAAAAAUUUGUAAACAUAAAUAAUGGUGAUCAUCAGUUUUAAAUCACACAUGCUUCUCUACAAUUAUCUUGGCAGCAACUGCCUGUGCAUAUUAUGUAUAUAGCCAUGGUUAUUGUUUCACUUUAAGUUCUUAAUAUAUGUAUGUCUUUCAAAUCAAUUAAAAUAAACUCAAUUCAACUGGAUACAGCUACAUAUUUAAAAACAAUACCAACUGUAUGCACUUUUAGUAAAUGUAAAAAAAAACAUAAAACUCAAAUAUGUUGGUAUUGAACUUAUAUUUAAAACUUAAACUUGUCUUUACUAGUUUGUGUUUUCUUGCUUGUUCCCCAUCUUUUUAAUUUAACUGGCAAUAUACAUGUAUGUGCAAUAUAACUGGUAUUUUAUUUCACCUGGUAUAACUACUGUUUCAACCAGUAGUAAACAAUAAACAUUUAAUCUUUUUUUCAUUAUUAAAGUGUAGAAGUAGUGAUAUGAAUUGGCACCCCUACAACAUUUUUUUUGAAUUUGUCCGCUGCUGUUGUUAUUACUACUGCAUAAUGAAUAUUUGAUAAAACAACACUUUAUGAAUCAGUAAUAUAUGUUAACACUGUUGGGCCAAUUUUCGUAGCAUUACUAAAGUGAAAAUGUAUAUACCAUGUUGGAUUUUAUUGUGUUAUCCUUUGUAUGUAUUAAAUAUGUGUUGUAUAUAAUCAAUUCAAUAAAAUGUACAUUAAAAACAAUAUUA
This is a messenger RNA of Ciona intestinalis (vase tunicate), 2071 nucleotides long. NCBI's taxonomy places the organism in Eukaryota, Metazoa, Chordata, Ascidiacea, Phlebobranchia, Cionidae. The record is from RefSeq and is a predicted model, not a curated record.